Molecule: messenger RNA, 3265 nt
Organism: Tachyglossus aculeatus (Australian echidna)
Lineage: Eukaryota; Metazoa; Chordata; Mammalia; Monotremata; Tachyglossidae
Gene: AFAP1
Product: actin filament associated protein 1
Exons: 18
Coding region: 67-2502 (811 amino acids)
Cellular component (GO): cytosol
Molecular function (GO): SH2 domain binding; SH3 domain binding
Source: RefSeq, a predicted model, not a curated record
CCGCCUCCUCGCCCUCGCCCUCCUCCUCCCCGCAGCCCUCCGGACUGCGCCCGGCGCACGCAAGCAAUGGAAGAAUUAAUAGUUGAGCUGCGGCUGUUUCUUGAACUUCUGGACAAUGAGUACCUGACAUCCACCGUCAGGGAGAAAAAGGCCCUCAUCGCCAAUAUUCUCCUGAGGAUACAGUCCGCUAAAGGCUUGGACGUACGCGAUCACGGGCCGAAGGCGGAUGUUUCCAGCGGGUUACCGGCCCCUCCGCAGAUGCCCCUGCCGGAAAUCCCUCAGCAGUGGCUGCCUCCGGACAGCGGACCUCCCCCGCUGCCGGCCUCGUCGCUCCCGGAAGGCUACUACGAGGAGGCUGUCCCGCUGAGUCCCGGAAGGGCCCCCGAAUACAUCACAUCGAAUUAUGACUCGGAUGCCAUGAGCAGCUCUUACGAGUCGUACGACGAAGAAGAAGAAGACGGAAAGGGGAAGAAAAUGCGGCACCAGUGGCCUUCCGAAGAAGCUUCCAUGGACCUGGUGAAAGAUGCCAAGAUCUGCGCCUUCCUGUUGAGGAAGAAGCGAUUUGGACAGUGGACCAAGCUACUCUGCGUGAUUAAAGACACCAAACUCCUGUGUUACAAGAGUUCAAAAGAUCAGCAGCCGCAGAUGGAGCUGCCUCUUCAGGGCUGCAGCAUCACUUACAUCCCCAAAGAUGGCAAGAAAAAGCAGCACGAACUGAAAAUCUCUCACCAAGGCACGGACGCCCUAGUGCUGGCAGUACAGAGUAAGGAGCAAGCCGAGCAGUGGUUGAAGGUGAUCAGGGAAGUGUACAGCAGCUGUGGUGGAAAUGCGGAUUCAGACGGCCCCGCCUCCACCUCCCCCGUGCACAAGACGGAGCUGGAAAAGAAACUGUCCUCGGAGAGGCCGAGUUCGGACGGAGAAGGCGCUCCCGACAACGGGCCCGCUCUCUGUAACGGAAAGGAACAAGUUAAGAGGAAAAAGAGCAACAAGCCGGAGUCGAAGGGGACCGUGACGAAGGUGACGGGGAAGAAGAUCACCAAGAUCAUCGGGCUCGGGAAGAAAAAGCCAUCGACGGACGAGCAGACGUCGUCGGCGGAGGAGGACGUCCCGACCUGCGGCUACCUGAACGUGCUGGCCAACCACCGGUGGCGGGAGCGCUGGGCCCGCCUGAAGGACGGCCGCCUGCUGCUGCACAAGGACCGCACCGACCUCAAGAGCCACCUGGCCGCCCUCCCCCUCCGCGGCGCCCAGGUGGCCCCCGGCCUGGACCCCCGACACCCUCUGGCCUUCCGCCUGCUGCGCCACGGACAGGAAGUGGCCGUCCUCGAGGCCCCGACUUCGGAGGACAUGGGCCGGUGGAUUGGGAUUCUGCUGGCCGAGACGGGCUCUUCCACGGACCCCGGGGCCCUGCACUACGACUACAUCGACGUGGAGAUGACCGCCAACGUCAUUCAGACGGCCAAACAGACCUUCUGCUUUAUGAACCGACGAGUCAUUUCCACGAAUCCCUACCUGGGAAGCGCUUCCAACGGCUACGCCUGCCCCAGCGGAACGGCUCUCCACUAUGACGACGUCCCCUGCAUCAACGGAUCGUGGGAGCCGGCGGCCGACCUUCCUACCCUCCGAAGCAGGAGCUCGGGCGAAGAAGCGCUUUAUGAUAACGCAGGCCUGUACGAUAACUUGCCGUCUCCGAAAAUCUUUGCACGCGUCCCACCUGCCGACCGAACGGCCACCAGACUAGCUCCCGACAAACUGUCCACUAACCCUCCCCAACAUCCCGUCUCGUCCGGUCUGUCUUCUGCUCAGUCUGUCACUAACCGCUCUCCUGCGGGCAGGUUCAAAAGCAAGAAGCCCCCUGCGACGGCCAAUGGGGUCCUGAGCAAAGAAAGAGUGGUGACCAACCAGCAGAAGAAAGUCGAUUCGCUGAGCAGUGUCAAACGCAGCUCGUCUAAUGCGGAUCAGUAUAAGUACGGCAAGAACCGGGUGGAAGCGGACGCCAAGAGGCUCCAGGCCACGGAAGAGGAGCUGCUGAGGAGGAAGGAAGGCCUGAGGAACCGGCUGGCCCAGCUGCGGAAAGAAAGGAAGGACUUGCGCGCCGCCAUUGAAGUCAACGCCGGCAGGAAGACCCAAGUCAUCCUGGAAGACAAGUUGAAAAAGCUGGAGGAGGAGUGUAAGCAGAAAGAGACGGAGCGGGUGAACUUGGAGUUGGAGCUGACAGAGGUGAAGGAGAGCCUGAAGAAAGCCCUUGCAGGAGGCGUCACCCUGGGCUUGGCCAUCGAGCCGAAGUCCGGAACUUCAAGCCCUCAGUCUCCGAUUUUCAGGCACCGAACGGUGGAAAACUCUCCCAUCUCGAGUUGCGACACGAGCGACACGGAAGGCUCGUCGGCCGGGCCCCGGCCCGCGGGCGCCCAGGGGCAGCGCGCCGCCACUCCCGCCAACUCCCCGUGCCGCGGUCACGUGCUUCGGAAAGCCAAGGAAUGGGAGCUGAAGAACGGGAGCUAACGUGAACGUGGCCGCUGGCCUUCCCCUUCACCACCGCCCUCUGACCCCAACAACCAGGACACCAGCCGACCCCCCCGGAGACCUGACCGGAGAGAGGUUCCCCGCGACGUCCGGCCUGAGGCGAAGACCCCCUCACCGUCCAGAUCCCCGGAGCUUGGCUCUCCUUUCCUCACUCUCUUUCUACUGUAUAACGCUGACCAUUUUUUAUUCCAUGUGACACUUUCCUUUCCCCAUUUAUUUGUAUAAAAAGAGAGAAAGAGAGAGAGGUAGCUGAAGAGAAGCAUCAAACCUUUAGGGAAACGUUCCCAAACCGGACCAGCGUAAAAAUGGGCUUAUCUGAUGCCGGGCAGACCCAUUCCCGAGACCCAAGCAGAACUACCCUGUUUGGAUGGGAGAGCGGGUCUUCCUUCCAUCGUAUUUAUUGAGCGCUUACUGUGUGCAGAGCACUGUACUAAGCACUUGGGUCUUGAUCUUCAGAGCUCAGCUCUCCGGGAGAAAUCCACCAGGGCGAGGUCUCACCCCCAAGCCUUCCCGUUAAUCCACCUUCUUCCCAAGAGAGCCAGAGCUAAGCGUAUUCCCCCUCCCCUUGAGUCUCCCUUCCCCACGCCAUUAGAGAAAACAGAAGGAGAAAAUCGUGCUGUGAAGCAACUGUUUAUACUUUCUUUUUUCUUUUUUUUUUUUUUUGGACAGACGCUUUUGUCACUGAGACGUGAAAAAGCUGCCGCGAUUUUUAGCUGCAUUUUUUAAGUACAGAAUGUGUCGU